GCUGGCACGAGGUGUAUAAAACAGAACACCCGUAUAUUUUGACGACUGUGGCGAGAGUAAAGCAAUUAACAUUUACUCAUUCAUGCUAAACCAUUUACAUAUUUAUGCAUAUUUCACCAAGUACGAAAGGCGACACAAAAGACUGUAGGACGAAUGAGACAACAAAUGGGCUUGGUCAACGAAACUUUGGUUACCGACUUGACGGGCUAACAAAACCGGACUCGCCUUUAAGAAAUGCAAUCACAUACUGCAAUAGAGUUUUCUUCCCAAUAGUUGCAGCUGAACCGAAUCGUAGAACCGAUGUCUGCUAUAGUGGGGUUGUUGUGAAUCGUGGUUCGAGUUUUAGCACACAGAGGUGCGCACCGGAGGAGACGGCUUGUCAGACAAAAUUUAUCAUUAGCGGAGCAAUAACCGUUAUUUUGAAACAAUGCAAGCAUAGAGAUGCGUGUAUGAGUAACUUCAGAGGCAACGGACAUAACUGCUUAAGUGAAGACGCAGGAAACAACAAGCAACCCAGAGUUUGUCGUUUCUGCUGCACUAGGAACCUGUGCAAUAAUUCAACUGACAUCCAGGAUUAUUAAGAAGGUUGCGCCAUCAAUGAGCUGCAGCAGCAAUUCAUUCCAGGCUCUGCUAAUCUAUGUUUAACCAUACAAGCUUACCUCAAAUUAAUGUGCGAUUUUAGUAAUAUCCACUAUUAGAUUUUCGCUGCUUUUCAAACGAUAUUUGCUGUAACAAACUGCUUUAUUAAUAAAACAACCGCGCAGCUGCAUCCAUAAUGA
Messenger RNA from Ciona intestinalis (vase tunicate), 779 nucleotides. Lineage: Eukaryota; Metazoa; Chordata; Ascidiacea; Phlebobranchia; Cionidae. The record is from RefSeq and is a predicted model, not a curated record.